Messenger RNA from Bombus pascuorum, 1966 nucleotides. RefSeq names its product protein SPT2 homolog. NCBI's taxonomy places the organism in Eukaryota, Metazoa, Arthropoda, Insecta, Hymenoptera, Apidae. The coding region runs from base 142 to 1902 and encodes 586 amino acids. The record is from RefSeq and is a predicted model, not a curated record. The transcript has 7 exons. Gene Ontology annotation, molecular function: DNA binding; histone binding. Gene Ontology annotation, biological process: regulation of DNA-templated transcription; nucleosome assembly. Gene Ontology annotation, cellular component: nucleolus.
UUUGAUAAUUUCCAAGUGUGCUGUAACUAACUCGAUUGUAAAAAUCGAACAAUAAAUUUUGUUAGCUAUAAUCAAUUAAUGAACCUGAAAGAAAUGUCAUGAUAUCUAUAAUUUAGUAUAUUCUUCCGUUUUAUCGUUAAAAUGGAUUUUGGUACUUUACUAAGUGUGGCCCAGAAAAAUGAAAAUAAUAAGCAGUCAAUUGCUUGUUACCAAACAAAAUUUUCUCCACCCAAAAAACCAACCAAGCAGAGCAAAUCACUUUCGGACAAUAUAAAAAAAUUUUUAGCUCGUAAGGAAGAAGAAGAACGCCAGAAAGCAUUAGAAGAAAAGAAAAAGAGAGAGAAUUUAUUAGCACUUCGUGAUCAUAAAGCUCAAAGUCGAAUAAAUAAACAUUUGAAAGUAUGUAAAGCUGCAAAUAAAUCUGUAUUGCCAGAUGCAAUUGACAAUGAGAACACAGCUGUUACAAUGGCAGGUCCUUCACAACCUGAUGAAGACGACUACGGAUAUGUUUCGCAGGAAGCGUCUGCAUUUUAUAAUCAAUUAAUGAGUAAAUACAACAAUACGACUUCGCAAAAACCAGUUUUCGAUGACUGCCGAAAAAGGACAAUAAAAGAUAUAGCAUCUACAAAAGAUAGAGUAAAACUAGCUUUAAAGCAAGAAGCAGAAGAAACUUCAGGACACCGUCGGAAAAGAAAACAUUCCGUAAAAGAGGUAGAAUUAGAAGUAGAAGAAAAAACUGAAAAAGAGACUAAAGAUGAAAAAAAGGAAAAAGAUGAGAAGCCAAAAGCCAAGAGGAAACCUAUGCCACCACCAAUUGAUUUUACUGAAUUACUAAAAAUUGCUGAAAAGAAACAACAUGAACCAAUCAUUAUCGAAGCUAAACCAAAAAGUGAUGAACCAGAAAGGUUAUUGACGAAAAAACAAAUGAAAGAAUAUGCAAAAGAAAAAGAAUGGCGAGAACGAAAAGAACAGCGAAAUAAACUUGGCAAUAUGAAUAAUAAAGAGGGAAAUGGUACGACAUCUAAUAAACUAAAUAAAACACAAGAUUGUCGUAGUAAUACCAGUUCUUCUAACAAAAUAUCAAAAGUAUCGGAAAAAUUAACCGCAGUAUCUUCAAUUUCGAAUAAAACUCUUUCCAAAGCAACAGGAUUACAAUCAUCAACUUCUAAAAAGGGAGGUAUUGAGAAACCUAAUCUCAAUAAAGUUACUCCAAACAAGCCCAACAUUUCAAAAACAUCUGAAAGAGAUAUACUUUCUGAGGAAAGAAAAAGGUUGGAAACAGAGAGAAAAAAAUUAGAAGAAAUGCGACAAGCAAUUGAAGAAGAAAAGAAGAAAUUAAGAUUAAGCAAAACUCAGAUUCAAGAUACGAAAAACCCGAAAAUUGAAAAGUCAGUAUCAAAAAUGAAAGUAGAGAAACAAGAGUUAUCGAAAAAUAUACAUAAAGAAUCUCCAGCAAUUAGUGUAACAAAGUGUCGUAUACCACAAACAGUGAAUGAUAAAAUAAAACAAUUUCCACCAGCAGACAUGAAGUCAAUCAAAUCUAAACAAAUGCUUCCUUUAAAGGAACAGAGGAAGUCAUUGGUUAACCAUAAACGUCGUAUAAGAGACGAGGAUGAUGAAGAGGAAUAUGACUCUGAGCUUGAAGAUUUUAUUGAUGAUGAAGUAGACGAAGGAAAUGAAGAUUAUAGUAAAUAUAUAAGCGAAAUAUUUGGUUAUGAUAAAAAUAAAUAUAAACAUGUUGACCAUGACGAUGAUGUAGCUAUGGAAAGCAGUUUUGCACAACAGCUCAAAGAGGAAUAUGUAUCUGCUAAAAUAGGUAUAAUGGAAGAUUUAGAAGACAUGCGUAUGGAAGCUUUGGAAAAAAAAAGGAAAGCUCUCUUUAAAAAAAAAUUUAAGAAGUAAUUUUAAAAUUGUUUACAAAUUUGUAUAAAAUUCUAUUUAAUAAACUAUUACAUGCUUAUAUGAA